AUGCGUACGGCGCGCCUUGGCCCGUGGAGUGCUGAGGUGUACUUGUACGGCUACCAGAACCAAUUGGGGAAUGGCACCAUUGUAAAGAUCGAUGCUCAUGCGACAGAGGAGUUCACCGAGGAGCGGGGCUUCUUGCCUUGGCGGGAACAGCGCAUCACCUUGUCCUACGGGGAGUUCUUCGGGGGUGAGCUGAGGCCGACCAACCUUGAUGCUGCCGUCAUCGAACUCAACGCGGACUAUGAGAGCUGGGUGGUUCCCAAAAGCCGCCUGGACCGGUCUCCGGGGCUGGACCAGCCAGUGCAGGAUCUGGAUGUGGUGCUCUUGGAAUACUGCCUCAAGUCUUCUUUCUCCGGAGGCAUUUGCCGCCAGCUGUUUGAGGUGCUGGAGAGGACCUGGGGUGAGCUUUGCAUGCCAGUUUGUCCUGAGACCAACGAGGCUAGCGAAGCGCCUUGUGAGACGAGUUGUUUUGUAGAGCCGGGCGUGCCGCUGAAGUAUCCUGAGUAUAUCUCGCAUCGUUCCUUGGCCUGGAAGCAGGGCCAAUGGAUGCCCAGUCCCGCCACGGUGGACCAAUUCUUGAGGGAAGGUGGUCAGCAAUGGUCGGCAACCUUUGAGUGCUGGGAUUUUCAGACCGGCCCUGAAGGUUUCCCCAUUUGCGAUGGCUUCGAUCCCAAGUCCUUGCCCGAUGAGCUGGGCGUGUGGCAGGUGGUGAGCUGCCCCGAUGGUGAAGAGAUCAUCGUGCCACCUUUGCCCAACUGGGAGCUGGGGCGCUGGGAUGACUCCUGGGCCUGUGAUACUUGUAUGAAAGACUUGAAAUGGGCUAUGCAGGUCGGGAUUUUUCAAGAACCUAGAUGGUAUCCUGGUCUUACCUACAAAUCCAGCGCGGAUGAGUUCCAGGCCUUGCUACACGAGAUCCUGGGCAGCUGCCCACCACCCUGCAACGAUGAGCCCCACUUUCAAGCUGUCGAUGGCGCUAUCGACCGGGUGUGCCGUGGUGUGACAUCCAGCGACAACUCCAACAGCUACUUCACGGUCCGCGUCGCGAACUCGACUGAGCAGUGCAAGCAGCUUUGUCGGGACUAUCCCGGUUGUAAAGGGAUCGAGUUCGCGCGGAUCUCCGGGCGCUGCGAGAUCUGGCUCCGCGAGGGCGGCAUCGGAGCCAGUAACGCGGCCGAGAACUUCGAGUGUUGGCGCUACGUGGACCCUGGCGCUGGCAGCUCUGCUCCGAACGUGACGACCACGCUGAUGCCGCAUCAGCUGAUGUACUUUGAAGGCCUCAACGGGGUGGCACAGGACCGCGUCUGCCGUGGUGCCAACAUUUACGACAACAAGCGCUGCUUGGAGUCGAAGUCGUCAGAGGUCAGAGGAGGGUGCAGAGAUGUGUGUGUGUGUGUGAUGAAUGGUGCGCUGGGCAUGGAUAUGGAUGCUGAAGAAGGAGGUUCCUACUUUGAGCUCUACUGGACUUCCACCUUGGAGGGCUGCAAGAGCGAAUGCGUCGAAGUGCCCGGCUGCAAAGGGGUCGAGUACGCGGCAUCCAUCGGCCGCUGCGAAGUGUGGAUCCGCCCCGAGGGGAUCCAGGCGGUCAAGGUGUC
Molecule: messenger RNA, 1589 nt
Organism: Durusdinium trenchii
Lineage: Eukaryota; Dinophyceae; Suessiales; Symbiodiniaceae
Source: the annotation of a GenBank genome assembly